Molecule: messenger RNA, 540 nt
Organism: Trematosphaeria pertusa
Lineage: Eukaryota; Fungi; Ascomycota; Dothideomycetes; Pleosporales; Trematosphaeriaceae
Exons: 2
Coding region: 1-540 (179 amino acids)
Source: RefSeq, a predicted model, not a curated record
AUGCGUACCAGCAUCAACGCCGGAUCGGUGAGCAAGACCAAGCUCCACCCGCCAUCUACGCAGGGGCCCCAGAGCCUCAAGUACUACGCAAACACGAGCACCCACUUCACCUCCGUGCUCUUUCAGUGCUGCAGCGGGAAAAUCGGGCUGCGAGACGCUCUAUUCUCAAUUCGCGCAAAGGUGAGGCAUGCGAAGUCCUCGUCGCCGCUCCUGCUGACCGCCUUCUCUUUCCAGGGCAUCCAUGAUCGGUUCUGCGACCUAUGCUAUGAACGUCCCCGUCGACGCCAAACGGUCCGCCACCUAUUCCUGCACUGCACCCGCCUCGACAAUGCGCGAAACGAGCUCAUUUUCGACACCGGUCAUCGUAACUUCGCCAGAUGGCUCACAACCGAUAGUCGUGCCGCCGCGAAGUGGGCCUUCAGGUACUUCCCCUUGGAGCAGUUCGACUGGAUGCGCGAGUACCUAUCGCUUCUCGACGAGGAGCCUGCAGAACAACUUCAUGAUGAGACUCCAAGGAGUCCUACGCAUGUGUUGCAUUGA